This is a messenger RNA of Vespula vulgaris, 989 nucleotides long. Its product is annotated as odorant receptor 67c-like. The transcript is spliced from 5 exons. Gene Ontology annotation, molecular function: olfactory receptor activity; odorant binding. Gene Ontology annotation, cellular component: plasma membrane. Bases 99 to 953 code for a protein of 284 amino acids. Lineage: Eukaryota; Metazoa; Arthropoda; Insecta; Hymenoptera; Vespidae. The record is from RefSeq and is a predicted model, not a curated record. Gene Ontology annotation, biological process: sensory perception of smell; detection of chemical stimulus involved in sensory perception of smell.
AAAGGAAAAAAAGGAAAUCUCUUCUAGCUCUCAGACCACUUCUCAGGUCCUUCGUAGAAGAUUGGAAGAGACCGAAAAGUCAAGACGAGAGAUCCGUCAUGUUGGUUAAUGCUAAAAAGGCAAGAAUCAUAUCGAUAUGCUGUACGACAUCAGCAUGUUUCAUGGUAACGAUUCACGUUCUACCUCGAAGCCUAAUGGUCGCGCAAAUGCAAAGAGAUCAAUUCGAGCCCCCACAUACGGUCGUCUAUCCCGGUUAUUUUCCAUACGACAUUAGAGGAACAUUUGCUUUUUUAAUUUCCUGUUUUGGACAGAUUGUAGCAGCGUACAGCGGUACCUUAUCAUAUAUAAGCGUAGACACGUUUAUCACGAUGCUGGUUCUUCAUGUUUGCGCACAAAUUUCCAACCUCAGGCAUUCGCUUGAAGAUCUAUCGAGCGGCACGAACGAGAUGGCCAAUGAUUUUACAAAGAAAUUGAUAUGGAUCGUGAAGGGACACGAACAUCUCAACUGGUACGCACAAUCGAUCGACAACUCCUUUAACAUGAUGUUGCUCAUUCAAAUACUGGGCUUCACCGUUCAAGUAUGCUUUGAGGCCUUUCAAUUAUUUCGAAUAAUGGAACAGGACGGGGACAAAUUUCCUGUAGAAGAGCUGAUUUUUGUUGUACUGUAUGUACUUAUUACUUUGAUACAGUUAUACUUGUAUUGUUACGCCGGAGAAAUGCUUAUCGUCGAGAGUUCUGCAAUUGGCACAUCUGCAUACAUGUCCCAGUGGUACAAUUUAUUUCCAAAGGAUGCACGAAAUAUUUUUUUCGUGAUGCAUCGAUGUUCUAUACCACUUCGCUUAACGUUUGGUAAAAUCGGCACGUUUUCGAUGGAAACGUUUAGCCAGAUUUUGAGAAGCACAGUAGGAUAUCUAUCAGUGUUAUUAACGGUAACGGAUAAAAAAAAUAAUUAACUUUAAAAGAUGAUAAUAAAUAGAAUAGUGAAAGUG